AUGAAGUGUCUUAUAGUUGUUUUUGUCAUAAUCUUGUGGGCAUGUCCAUACCUUGCCAUGUCUAAAAGAUUGCAUAAAUCAUCUCUUAUUGGAGCACACCAACAAUGGAUGAUUAAAUAUGGACGCACAUAUACAAAUAGUUAUGAGAUGGAAAAACGCUUACAAAUAUUUAAGAGUAAUUUGAAAUAUAUAGAGAAAUUUAACAAUGCUGGUAACAAAAGUUAUAAUCUAGGGUUAAAUCAAUUUUCUGAUUUAACUAAUGAAGAGUUUAUGGCUUUAUAUACUGGAAUCAAAGUUCCAAGCCAAUUUUCUUCCUCCAAAAUGAUAUCAAAUACAGUACUAUUCAAUGUGAGUGAUAAUGUUCCAACAAAUUUUGAUUGGAGGCAACAUGGAGCUGUCACUGAUGUUAAGUUCCAAGGCAUUUGUGGAUGUUGUUGGGCUUUUACGGCUGUAGCAGCUGUAGAAGGUAUUGUAAAAAUCAAAAGUGGAAAGCUGAUUUCAUUGUCAGAGCAGCAACUUCUGGACUGUGAUUACAAGAGUAGAGGAUGUACAAAUGGCCAUUUUGAAACUGCCUUCGCGUCUAUAAUACAAACCCAUGGUAUUCUCAAAGAAAGUGAUUAUCCAUACCAAGGAGUUAAACAAACUUGUCAAAUUAAUGGUAAUAUACAACCAGCAGCUCAAAUAAGUAAUUACAAAUUUGUAACUUCCAAUGAUGAAAAACAACUAUUGCAAGCUGUAGCACAACAGCCAAUAUCAGCUCUUAUUGCUAUGGGGGGUGAAUUUCGUUCAUACAAAGAAGGAAUAUAUUCAGGAUCAUGUGGAAAAGUUAUUAACCAUGCAUUAACUAUAAUUGGUUACGGGGAAAGUGAAGGUAAGAAAUAUUGGUUGAUUAAGAAUUCUUGGGGUAAAGGAUGGGGUGAGAAUGGAUACAUGAGGUUACUAAGAGAAGGCGAAGGAACUUCAGGUCAUUGUCAGAUUGCUACAUAUGUUGGAUACCCCAUUAUCUAG
Messenger RNA from Vicia villosa (hairy vetch), 1008 nucleotides. Its product is annotated as zingipain-2-like. Gene Ontology annotation, molecular function: cysteine-type endopeptidase activity. Gene Ontology annotation, cellular component: lysosome. The transcript has 2 exons. The record is from RefSeq and is a predicted model, not a curated record. The coding region runs from base 1 to 1008 and encodes 335 amino acids. Lineage: Eukaryota; Viridiplantae; Streptophyta; Magnoliopsida; Fabales; Fabaceae.